AUCAAAACACUGACAAUACAAAGGCUUUACUUGAGCUUAAUACCAAUAUUGCCGACGAUUCAAUAUGACCAGCCUCGCUUCUUGUAUCUUUUGCAAAAUUGUCAAGGGAGAAAUACCUUGCUUCAAGCUCUUCGAGAGCGACAAGACGUUGGCGUAUCUAGACAUAAAUCCACUAAGCCGGGGCCAUGCUCUCGUUAUUCCUAAGCAUCAUGGUGCCAAGCUUACCGACAUUCCCGAUGACCACUUGAUGGAGAUUCUGCCCGUCGUCAAGAAGCUGGUUAACGCCACCGGCGCAGUUGAUUACAACUUAUUGCAGAACAACGGCCGCGCAGCUCAUCAGAUGGUGGACCACGUCCAUUUCCACAUGAUCCCUAAGCCCAAUGAGACGGAAGGCCUCGGCAUCCGCUGGCCGCAGCAGCAGACUGACAUGGAUAAACUCAAGGCCCUCUUUGAGGAGCUCAAGUCCAAGGUAUAGUCUCCACAGAAGCCGGCACAUUUCCGUGUAUCUGCAUAUACCGGUGGAAAAUCCGAGGAGUCAGAUCCGGCGGCGUGGUUGAGCAUUAAGACUAUGAACCAUGUGUUUAUUGCAGAGUCAUACCUUCUAGUCUAGGUCGUUAGCUGAAGUCUCAACAGCGACGCGGCCAGGCGCAGGAGCAGCAGUCGGGUAGAAAUCGAUCUUUCCACCAUC
This is a messenger RNA of Verticillium dahliae VdLs.17, 688 nucleotides long. RefSeq names its product hit family protein. The transcript is spliced from 6 exons. The coding region runs from base 65 to 475 and encodes 136 amino acids. Lineage: Eukaryota; Fungi; Ascomycota; Sordariomycetes; Glomerellales; Plectosphaerellaceae. Gene Ontology annotation, biological process: nucleotide metabolic process. Gene Ontology annotation, molecular function: catalytic activity. The record is from RefSeq and is a predicted model, not a curated record.